ACGGGUGAAGCAAUUUCGAAGUUCAUGCACGAGGAGAUCGUUAUGCGUUUUGGUUGUCCACAUGAAAUUGUCACGGAUCGUGGUGCAAAUUUUCUUUCCAACAUUCUCGCUCUUUAUCUUGGUCGCAUGAAAAUCCAACACAAGCGCACAUCGGCUUUUCAUCCACGUACAAAUGGCAAGGCUGAACGCACAAAUGGAAUCCUCAAGCAAAUGCUACGCAAGUAUGUCAAUGGUGCCAUUCAUCGUUGGGAUGAAUUUGUGGAUACUACUGUUUUUGCCUGUCGCAUUCGCAAGCAUCGUACCACUGGUCUUAGUCCUUUUUACAUGGUAUAUGGUCAAGAUCCUGUUCUCCUUGGUGAUACCUUGCAGCCUAUGGUCCUUUCCAAUCCAUCUGAUGAUCCACAAGCACUUGCAGACUCUCGUUUACCUGAUUUGCGUAAUUUACGUGAUUCUCGCAACAAGGCUAUUGAUCGACUUCAACGCAAUGCACAACUUGACAAACAACGUUGGGAUGCUUUACUCAAACCACAAGAUUUCUCUAUUGGUGAUAUCGUUGCUAUGCGACAUGAGAACAAGCUUAGCCUUGAAUACAACUGGAAAGGCCCUUAUCGCGUCAUUGGCAAGAAUCAAGAAUACCAUACCUACAAGCUCGAAGACAUGCAAGGCAAAAUUUAUGCAUCUAUGGUACACACCGAUCGCCUAAGGCCUCUUAACGUCAAGAACCCAAUUCCUGAACCAUGGUAUGAUCCUGCUUCCUCACGUGCUCAAGAACGUCAACGUCUCGCUCAAGCUGCAAGUACGUACGAGGACGUGCAAUAA
Lichtheimia ornata is the source of this 819-nucleotide messenger RNA. RefSeq lists its product as uncharacterized. The transcript has a single exon. The record is from RefSeq and is a predicted model, not a curated record. Lineage: Eukaryota; Fungi; Mucoromycota; Mucoromycetes; Mucorales; Lichtheimiaceae. Gene Ontology annotation, biological process: DNA integration. Gene Ontology annotation, molecular function: nucleic acid binding. The annotation marks the transcript as partial.